Messenger RNA from Gloeophyllum trabeum ATCC 11539, 1084 nucleotides. RefSeq lists its product as uncharacterized. The transcript is spliced from 4 exons. The coding region runs from base 95 to 784 and encodes 229 amino acids. Gene Ontology annotation, cellular component: endoplasmic reticulum membrane; endoplasmic reticulum. Lineage: Eukaryota; Fungi; Basidiomycota; Agaricomycetes; Gloeophyllales; Gloeophyllaceae. The record is from RefSeq and is a predicted model, not a curated record. Gene Ontology annotation, biological process: 'de novo' protein folding.
CGGCAUCACUACCGUCAUCCACGACCCCUCGCCGACCGCAAACCUGUAUCACUAGUCGCACUCUUUUGGUCGCCUUCCCUCUGCUCAUCGUCUGAUGCUCUUCUCAGCUCUCAUCUCGCUGCUCGCUGUCGCAGCGCCGGCACUCGCACAGGAUAGCUUCGUUGGAACCUGGAGCUCAGGAAGUGGAGCUGUUGUAACGGGUUCAGGCUUUGCAAACCCCGGAAACUUAUCAUUCACAUACCCCAAGAACACAGGCAUAUCAUAUUCAUUCACCUCAGACGGAUUUUACGAGAUUGCGCGCUACCGGUUCUCUAGCAAUGCCUCGCAACCUAAUUGCAUAACCGGCGUCAUGAAUUGGGUGCACGGAACGUACGAAACCCAACCGAACGGCUCCGUCGUCCUCACGCCCUUCGGCGAUGGCUACCAGCAGAUCCAGAAUCCCUGCGGCGCCGUAUCCAACUUCAUCGAGAACUACAACGACACUGAGCUCCUAUCCGCGUGGGCGGUGUACGCGGAGACGACGGGCCAGCGGCUCUACCUUUACUCGUACGACGGCAGCCCGCUGGCACCGCAAAACCUCGUCUCGACGACGCCGAACAUGCUGCCCACGCAGCGGCUGCGCAACGUCACUGGGCAGGUCGCAUCUAGUUCAGGCUCGUCGAAUGGCCUGAACACCCAGAACGCGCUUGCGGUGAGCGGCAGCGAGCGGAGAUGGAGUGUGGAGAGCGCAGGGCUCGUAGGGACCGUGCUGGCUGGCGCCGGUGUGGCAUCGCUGUUCCUAUGAUGAUGGGGAGAGCAGGAUCGUUUUAUGUGUAUGACAUUUCCCGGCCUUGGGACCGUUCGGACUAGAGCACAUUGUCAUCCAACCGCGCCCCCGUCAUCACCCGUAGCGAAUAUCGUUUGCAUCUGUCUAUACUUUUUGACGCAUACCCCGUCGGGUGCGCAAACCACGCUCGUUUGACACGUUCGAUUGACGUUUGCAUCCCCACAAUGUUUGAAUAGCAGCAGUUACAGUAAAGCCCCGAGUACUAGAGAACACAAGGGACUGUUAUGUUUAUUCUCUUUUUCUGUUAUUCAUUUCAUU